Molecule: messenger RNA, 728 nt
Organism: Labrus mixtus (cuckoo wrasse)
Lineage: Eukaryota; Metazoa; Chordata; Actinopteri; Labriformes; Labridae
Product: golgin subfamily A member 6-like protein 4
Exons: 6
Coding region: 158-580 (140 amino acids)
Source: RefSeq, a predicted model, not a curated record
UCAGGACCUUUAUAACCCUGAUUGGAAACUAUCUGUUGGGACUCUGAGCUGGAGCAGGACACUGACAACAUCUAUGGUUAUUAUAAGUUAUAAAAAGAGGGAAGCAACAGGAAACCCCAAUCAGUGUUGACCCGCGGCAGACCCGUUCUGGAUUAAGAUGUCUCAUGAGAAAAGAUUCAAAGGGAUUCCCAUGUCAAAGUCGAUGAGAGGUUUGUGCAAAGAGGAGGAUUAUGAGUUUCUGGGAAUGUCGGGGAAGAUGACAAAAGAACCAACGGAGGGAGCUGAAGCUUUGGAGGACUACGGGAGACACGAUAAGGAGGAGCGGAUCCGUUGGCGACAGGAGAGGGAGCAGAACGAAAAGGAGAGACUACGAGAAAUAGAAGAAAGCAAAAAGGAGAAAGAGCAGCAGUGGAGGACUCAUGUGGAAAACCUGACCUCCAGCCAGGAGAAAACUCUGCAAGACAGACUGGCAAGACUCAGGAGAUUCAGGGAGUUCCAGAGGAAGGUGCUGGUCGAGGAGUCCGGGAUGGAGGGUGUGUCCGCCACCGUCACAGCCAACCAGCUGCUCACCAGGAUGUAGUGCACAAAAUAAGAGACUCAUCUUAAAUGUGCUUUUUGUUGCACCGGAACAUCAAUAAAAUAUAACUGUGUCAAAUGAGACAUUCAUGUAAAUUAUUCACAUAGCCUGAUGAAGAGAAUUUUUGCACGCAGAAAUGCAGCAAGACACA